GUCGAAGAUGCUGAAACUUGAAAGUAUACUAGACGCCAUCAAUUUCUUUGAUCGAGAACGCGGGAAAUUUUGUUGAGGAAUGUCAGCGUUGUGAUUCGCACCCUUACAAGAACGUCUCUCUCUCGUCCUUUACCUCUUCCUGCUUUACUCAGCAGGUUUCCCUGACUACUCGUCAGAGUCCAUGCUCGCAAAAACUACCAAGGAUGUACUGAGGAAGGCCGUCAAGCCACCAUUUCGAUUCCGAGGGUGCUUAUACGCUAAGCGUGAAGCUGCAACUCAUCUUGCGACAUCCACCUCUUUGUCAAAUGUUCCUGUACCUGCAUCUGCUGAUGAUGCAGCCAUAAUUGAUGACCUGGACAAGCCUUAUUCUUCUUAUCCUUCCUCUCCGCUCUCACCAACAGGUCUUUUCCGGCAUCGUUUGCUGACUUCUCCACGGGAGUUCAAAGUUCUAGCUGAAGCGACACAACGUCGGGCAGAGAUCCUAACGGAGCGGAUAGUGAGAGCGGGCGAGUCUAGAGAGGAGCUGUACAAGGUCGUCAAGAAUCUUGACAGACUCAGUGACAUGCUUUGCGGUGUCAUAGACUUGGCAGAGCUCAUACGAAACACACAUCCUGAUGCUUCGUGGGUGCAACAUGCCGAGUCGGUUUACGACCAAUUAUGCCAGUUCAUGAAUGUAUUGAAUACUCAUGUUGGACUCUACGAAGUACUUCGUAUUGUCUUGUCCGAUCCUGACGUCGUCAAAUCUCUCAGUACAGAGGCUCGCGAAACGGCCCUCAUCUUUUGGAGAGACUUUGAGAAAUCUGGCGUCAACCUACCGCCGUCUCAGCGGGACCGAUUUGUCUCUCUCUCAUCCGAAAUUCUUUCUAUAGGUCGUGAGUUCCUCAUGGAAGCAUCGAAAGCACGUCCGCCCGCUCGAAUCAGACCUUCAGAAUUACGGGGGUUAAAGGAUACGGGAAUGGGGACUCGACUGCGGCUGCAAGCUACGGCUACGCAGCGCGAUCUCUUGGUCUAUCCAGGAUCCCUACAAGCUCAAAUGAUCAUGACCUCCGCUCCGGAAGAGGAGCCCCGGAGGAAACUAUACAUGGCAGCCAACUCAAGUUCGGAGGAACAAGUACAUACGCUGGAACGCCUGCUUCGUGCUCGUGGGGACCUUGCACGACUUGUCGGCAAAGACAGUUUUGCACAUAUGGCCCUCGCAGACAAGAUGGCAAAGUCCCCAGAAAAUGUGCGUUACUUCCUGGACGCGCUGAUGGAUCACACUCGACCAUACGCUCGGAGAGCGCUCCGUGCGCUCAGUCUGCGCAAACAGGCUCACCUAAAUACGCCACCAUUUCCUACAAUACAAGCUUGGGAUAGGGACUACUAUUGUCCUCCAGAACCUCCGGCACCGCCGGUGUCGCUUCCUCCACUGACGCUAGGGACUGUCUUUAUGGGUCUCUCACGGCUGUUCCGCAAUCUGUACGGUGUGACAUUACGGCUAUCUGAUGUUGCAUCAGGAGAGGUAUGGCAUAGUGAUGUCCGGAAGCUCGAGGUAGUCGACGAGAAAGACGGCACGUUGGGUUGGAUAUAUGCUGACCUCUUUGCACGGAGAGGCAAGCCGAGUGGCGCGGCACAUUACACUGUUCGUUGUUCACGACGAACGGACGAUGACGACGAGGCAGGAGACAAUGCUUUCAUUAGAAACGACGGUGAUAGACACGCUGUCGAGAUCGCAAGGUCCUUUGACUCGGCCCAUAGAGCCCGAAUACCUGGUCAAGAAGGCAUGUACCAACCUCCAGUUGUUGUCCUCGUUUGUGAAUUCACAAGACCGUCGCCGCGGAGUGGACCUACCAUCCUCGCUUGGCAUGAGGUUUUAACUCUGUUUCACGAGAUGGGCCAUGCGAUGCAUUCAAUGAUUGGUAGGACCGAGUACCAGAACGUCUCAGGUACCCGUUGCGCAACAGACUUCGUCGAACUACCUUCCAUCCUUAUGGAACAUUUCCUGAACUCACCGACAGUCUUGUCACUCUUUGACAUAAACGGUAACCCAAUUCGACAAGCAGCGAAUCAUCACGAGGAUCCUUGUCGCUCUAUCGAUACCCAUACCCAGAUCCUUCUAGCUGCUCUCGACCAGAUAUAUCACUCACCUGCUGUAAUGCAUGAGGACUUCGACUCCACUGCAGCCUUGGCCAGACUCUAUGAGACACGAGGAUUAAUUCCAUACGUACCGGGGACCUCGUGGCAAACACAAUUCGGGCAUCUGUUCGGAUACGGCGCCACCUAUUACUCUUAUCUCUUUGACCGUGCCAUCGCCUCGCGAGUGUGGCGCAAUAUCUUCUCACAUGAUCCUUUGAACAGGGAUACGGGAGAGAGGUUCAAAAGUGAAGUAUUGAGACAUGGUGGUGCGAAGGAUCCUUGGAAGAUGGUCAGUGCACUGUUGAAUGCGCCUGCAAUGGCUAGUGGAGAUGCAGAGGCUAUGGCUGAAGUUGGACGUUGGAAGAUCGAGGAUGAGGUCUCAAAUUCAGCGAGGCAUUGACGUUGAUAAAUAGAGUUACGGCUUCAUUGUAGGCUUGAGAUCAACUUGAGAUGUCGCUUGUUGAGGAACUCCGUUCGAUCGUGUGCAUCCAUAGUGUCGGUGAGAGCGUAGCUCUCGAUAUUCUGCGAUUAUUACUACACUACGAAACCGAUCCAAAAGCUGCACGAGGUCAGUAAAGAAUAAAUACACAAUAAAAUUAAAGCAAAGCCAGGUGAAAGCGAAGCGAAGACGAAAGCAACAUAUCAACAGGACAAGGUGAAUAUCAGAACGCUGCAAUUGUUGUGCGGAAUUGAAACGUCCGAGGAGCACAAGCCGACUUCUCCCGUAAAGAAUAAUC
Molecule: messenger RNA, 2852 nt
Organism: Somion occarium
Lineage: Eukaryota; Fungi; Basidiomycota; Agaricomycetes; Polyporales; Cerrenaceae
Source: the annotation of a GenBank genome assembly